AUGGAAGCUGUCUGGAUUUCAAAGAACUAUGGUGGCGAUUUGUGCCUACAAUUCACAUACACUUGCAUCCGAGUUCUCGAUAGUAGACUUGCUCAUGCAAGCAAGAAGGAUAAAGUACAUCGUCAUCGGCAGGCCGAGGCUAGACGACACCAGCCUUUCAACGCCGUGUAUGACACCGGAGAAGAACUGUUACUCGGAACAUGCGACACUAGAGGGGUCGGCGGCGUCUGCGUUCUCGUCAACACGAGUUUGUCCAUGAACAUCGAUUCAUUCGAACAACUUACAACCUGA
This is a messenger RNA of Angiostrongylus costaricensis, 291 nucleotides long. The record is from the annotation of a GenBank genome assembly. Lineage: Eukaryota; Metazoa; Nematoda; Chromadorea; Rhabditida; Metastrongylidae.